AUGGAGUCGAUAUUUACUCUCUUGCACGUGUUAAUGGUCAUUAUAAAUUUUUCGAGAACAAAUGAGAUUUUCUGUAGCCUGCAAGGAGAGCCUGUAUACCCACAACUGUCAAAGGAUGGUGACAUCAUAGUUGGAGGAAUUUUCCCCUUCCAUAAGAGUUGGGAAAUCACAAACGUGUCUUAUGUGUUCAAGCCAUCACCGCUGAAUUGUGUGAGUCUUGAUUUCAGAACCUUCCAGUUUUCACAGUCCUUGAUUUUUGCAAUAGAAGAGAUCAACAACAGCUCCUCUUUACUCCCUGGUAUUUCACUGGGCUACAAGAUCUAUGACACAUGCAGUUCCACAGCUAGGGGGGUGAGAAUGGCUAUGGCACUUAUUAAUGGAAAUGAGAAUUCAACCUUGAAUGAGCAAUGCACAAAGCCAGCACAGGUGUUAGCCAUAAUUGGAGAGACACACUCCUCAAUAUCAAUGGCUAUAGCAAAGAUUGUUGGACCUUUCAAUAUUCCCAUGAUCUGUCCUUAUUCCACCUGUGAGUGUCUCAGUGACAAAAGAAAAUAUCCCUCAUUUUUGCGCACUAUUCCCAGUGAUUACUACCAGAGCAGAGCACUGGCAGAGAUGGUCAAGCAAUUUGGCUGGACCUGGGUGGGAGCAAUAAGAAGAGAUGAUGAUUACGGUAACAGUGGAAUGGCUGCCUUUGCUAAAACUGCAGAACAGUUGGGCAUUUGUUUAGAAUAUUCCCUUCCAUUUUUUACAAACUACUCACCAGGAAAAGUGCUGAGAAUAAUCCAGCAGAUCAAAAGCUCUACUUCUCGAGUGAUAGUGGCGUUUGUCACUUAUUGGGACUUGGAGAUUUUGCUGAAUGUAUUUUAUGAGCACAACAUCACUGGAUAUCAGUGGGUGGGAACUGAAUCUUGGAUCUCUGAUUCAACUGUAGCCAGAAUGGAUAAGCACAACAUACUGCAAGGAGCCAUAGGACUGGCUAUCCCCAAAACAACAGUAAUGGGUCUGAAGGAAUUCAUACUGGAUAUAAAUCUGAUGCAGUCUGCAGGCAGUGCCAUUUUUACUGAAUUAUGGGAGACUUUAUUUAAGUGCAAAUAUACAGUGCAGAAUGACUCAGAAAAUACAACAAUGUGCACAGGUACAGAGAAACUGUCUGAAAUGGAAAGUGAAUUCACAGACAUGUCUUUGAUGCCCAUUUACAGUAAUGUGUAUAAAGGAGUAUAUGCUGUAGCCCAUACCCUACACAACCUUCUCGGGUGCACACAAAAAUGUCCUACAAAAAAGCAGCCUGAUCCUCUCACUUUUCUUGAACAUCUCAAAAAGGUGCGCUUCAAAACUAAAGAAGAUGAAGAGGUUUAUUUUGAUAAAAAUGGUGAUCCUGCAGCAAAAUAUGAAAUAAUAAAUUGGCAAACUAUAGAAGAUCACCAUGAGUUUGUCACCGUUGGACUUUAUGACUCUUCUUUCCCUGCUCAAAAUCAAUUAUCAAUUGAACUGGCCUCUAUUGUGUGGGCACAAAAUACAAGCCAGGUGCCGGUGUCUGUGUGCAGUGAGAGCUGCCCUCCAGGCACCAGGAAGGCUGUGCAGAAAGGAAAGCCUAUCUGCUGCUUUGACUGUAUACCAUGUGCUGAAGGAGAGAUUAGUAAUAUGACAGGCUCUAUUAAAUGUGAACAAUGCUCCCAAGACUACUGGUCAAAUCAACACAGGAAUGAAUGUGUAAAGAAGGAAACUGAAUUCUUGUCGUAUGAGGAAAUGAUGGGAAUUUUGCUGACAGUUGUUUCAUUUAUUGGUACAUUCAUGACGACAAUAAUAGCAAUUAUAUUCAUCAGAUAUAAAAAUACUCCAAUAGUCAAAGCCAACAAUUCAGAGCUGAGCUUCCUGCUGCUCUUCUCACUGGCUCUGUGUUUUCUCUGCUCACUUACUUUCAUUGGUCGGCCCUCUGAGUGGUCCUGUGUGCUGCGUCACACAGCGUUUGGGAUCACCUUCGUCCUCUGCAUCUCCUGUGUUCUGGGGAAAACAAUAGUGGUGUUAAUGGCCUUCAGAGCUACACUUCCAGGCAGUAAUGUCAUGAAAUGGUUUGGGCCUCCACAGCAGAGACUCAGUGUUCUCACCUUCACUCUCAUACAGGUCCUUAUUUGUGUGAUUUGGUUAACAACAUCCCCUCCUUUCCCCUUCAAAAACCUACAGCACUACAAGGAAAAGAUCAUUCUAGAAUGUCAGUUAGGUUCAGCAGUAGGUUUCUGGGCUGUGCUGGGUUAUAUUGGACUUUUGGCUCUACUGUGUUUUGUUUUAGCUUUUCUGGCUCGGAAGCUGCCUGAUAAGUUUAACGAAGCCAAAUUCAUCACAUUCAGCAUGCUCAUAUUCUGUGCAGUUUGGAUCACCUUCAUCCCAGCUUAUGUCAGCUCUCCUGGAAAGUUCACUGUAGCUGUGGAGAUAUUUGCUAUUUUAGCUUCAAGUUUUGGUUUGUUAUUCUGUAUCUUUCUUCCAAAGUGCUAUGUAAUUAUACUGAAACCAGAAAUGAACACUAAAAAACAAAUAAUGAGUAAAGUGCCAGCUAAGUGGAUGGAGUCUGCCUUUAAUCUCUUACAUGUAGUAAUGGUCAUCAUCAAUGUUUUCAGAACAAAUGGGACUUUUUGUAGCCUGCAAGGAGAACCUGUUUAUCCACAACUUUCAAAGGAUGGUGACAUCAUAGUUGGAGGGAUUUUUCCCUUCCAUAGGACUUGGGAAAUCACAGAUAUGUCCUAUAUGGUCAAGCCAUCACCACUGAAAUGUGUGAGUCUUGAUUUCAGAGCAAUGCAGUUUUCACAGUCUGUGAUUUUUGCAAUAGAAGAGAUCAACAACAGUUCCUCUUUACUCCCUGGAGUCUCACUGGGCUACAAGAUCUAUGACACUUGCAGUUCCAGGGCUAUGGGGGUUAAAAUGGCUAUGGCACUUGUUAAUGGAAAUGAGAACUCAACACUGGAUGAGCACUGCACAAAGCCAGCACAGCCACAAGCCAUAAUUGGCGAGUCAUACUCAUCAGUGUCAAUGGCUAUCGCAAAGACUGUUGGACCUUUCAGCAUUCCCUUAAUCAGUCAUGAUGCCACCUGUGAGUGUCUCAGUGACAAAAGAAUAUAUCCCACAUUUUUCCGCACUGUUCCUAGUGAUUACUACCAGAGCAGAGCACUGGCAGAGAUGGUCAAGCAGUUUGGUUGGACCUGGGUGGGUGCAAUCAGAAGAGAUGAUGAUUAUGGUAACAGUGGAAUGGCUGGAUUUACUGAAGCUGCUGAAAAGUUAGGCAUAUGCUUAGAAUAUUCCCUUCCAUUUUUUACAACAUAUUCACAAGAAAAAGUGCUGAGAAUAAUCCAGCAGAUCAAAAGCUCUACUUCUCGAGUGAUUGUGGCAUAUGUCACUUAUUGGGACUUGGAGAUUUUGAUCGAUAUACUUUAUGAGCACAACAUUACUGGAUAUCAGUGGGUGGGAACUGGAGCUUGGAUUUCUGAUUCAACUGUAGCCAGACUGGAUAAGCACAAAAUUCUGCAAGGAGCCAUAGGACUAGCUGUACCCAAAAAAAACGUGACAGGUCUGAAGGAAUUCAUUUUGGAUAUAAAUCCACUGAGAUCUGCAGGCAGUGCCAUUUUUACUGAAUUCUGGGAGGCUUUGUUUAAUUGCAAACAUACAGUGCAGAAUGACUCGAAAGAUACAACAUUGUGCACAGGACAGGAGAAACUGUCUGAAAUGGACAAUGAAUUCACAGACAUGACCAUGAUGCCCAUCUUCAAUAAUGCUUAUAAAGCUGUAUAUGCUAUUGCCCAUACACUGCAUGACCUUCUGGGCUGCACACAAACAUGUCCUAUAAAGAAGCAGCCCGAUCCUUUCACUUUUCUAGAACAUCUCAAAAGAGUGCGCUUUAAAACCAAAGAAGGUGAAGAGGUUUACUUUGAUAAAAAUGGUGACCCUCCAUCUAAAUAUGAAAUAAUAAACUUGCAAACUAUUGAUAAUCAACAUGAGUUUGUCACUGUUGGAUAUUACGACUCUUCUUUCCCUGCUCAAAAUCGAUUAGCAGUACAAAUGCCGUCUAUUGUGUGGGCACAAAAUACAAGCCAGUUGCCGGUGUCUGUGUGCAGUGAGAGCUGCCCUCCGGGCACCAGGAAGGCUGUGCAGAAAGGAAAGCCUAUCUGCUGCUAUGACUGUAUACCAUGUGCUGAAGGAGAGAUCAGCAACAUUACAGACUCAAUUAAAUGUGAACAGUGCUUUCAAGACUCCUGGUCAAAUCAACACAGGAAUGAAUGUGUAAAGAAGGAAACUGAAUUCUUGUCGUAUGAGGACACAAUGGGAAUUUUGCUAACAGCUGUUUCAAUUAUUGGUACAUUUCUGACAACAACAAUAGCAAUCAUAUUUUUCAGACAUAAAAAUACCCCAAUAGUCAAAGCCAACAAUUCAGAGCUGAGUUUCUUGCUGCUCUUCUCACUGGCUCUGUGUUUUCUCUGUUCACUUACUUUCAUCGGUCGGCCCUCCGGGUGGUCCUGUGUGCUGCGCCACACAGCGUUUGGGAUCACCUUCGUCCUCUGCAUCUCCUGUGUUCUGGGGAAAACAAUAGUGGUGUUAAUGGCCUUCAGAGCUACACUUCCAGGCAGUAAUGUCAUGAAAUGGUUUGGGCCUCCACAGCAGAGACUCAGUGUUCUUGCUUUCACUCUCAUACAGGUCCUUAUUUGUGUACUUUGGUUAACAACAUCUCCUCCUUUCCCCUUCAAAAAUCUAAAGCACUACAAGGAAAAGAUCAUUCUAGAAUGUCAGUUAGGUUCAGCAGUAAGUUUCUGGGCUGUGCUGGGUUAUAUAGGACUCUUGGCUCUACUGUGUUUUGUUUUAGCUUUUUUGGCUCGGAAACUACCUGAUAAGUUUAACGAGGCCAAGUUCAUCACAUUCAGCAUGCUCAUAUUCUGUGCAGUUUGGAUCACCUUCAUCCCAGCUUAUGUCAGCUCUCCUGGAAAGUUCACUGUAGCUGUGGAGAUAUUUGCCAUUUUGGCCUCAAGUUUUGGUUUGUUAUUCUGUAUCUUUUUUCCAAAGUGUUACAUAAUCAUACUGAAACCAGAAAUGAACACUAAAAAACAAAUUAUGAAUAAAGCGCCAGUUAAGUGA
Molecule: messenger RNA, 5112 nt
Organism: Colossoma macropomum (tambaqui)
Lineage: Eukaryota; Metazoa; Chordata; Actinopteri; Characiformes; Serrasalmidae
Biological process (GO): G protein-coupled receptor signaling pathway
Cellular component (GO): membrane
Molecular function (GO): G protein-coupled receptor activity
Source: RefSeq, a predicted model, not a curated record